Messenger RNA from Xyrauchen texanus (razorback sucker), 2893 nucleotides. RefSeq lists its product as uncharacterized. Lineage: Eukaryota; Metazoa; Chordata; Actinopteri; Cypriniformes; Catostomidae. Bases 89 to 2041 code for a protein of 650 amino acids. The record is from RefSeq and is a predicted model, not a curated record. The transcript is spliced from 20 exons. Gene Ontology annotation, biological process: cell-matrix adhesion.
GUUGCAGAGCAUGUUGGAUGAACUUAUCUGAGAACAAGAACUUCUACAUUCUAGUUUUAUAUCCGGCUUCAUCAGAUCCAGUUUGAGAAUGCCUCGUGUUACUCAACAUCUGCUGGUGUUCACAAUCAUAUUAGUCCUUCCACUGGCCAUUGGACAAACAACUACAAAUCCAUGGACAGGUAGCACCACAGCAAGCACCACAGCAAGCACCACAGCAAGCACCACAGCAAGCACCACAACCAUUGGAUCAGGCAAUUUCUCAGUGGUUAGGAACAUUACCCAGACUACUGUCACACCAAAUACAACUGCAACGACUGUGGUUAGGAACAUUACCCAGACUACUGUCACACCAAAUACAACUGCAACGACUGUGGUUAGGAACAUUACCCAGACUACUGUCACACCAAAUACAACUGAAACGACUGUGGUUAGGAACAUUACCCAGACUACUGUCACACCAAAUACAACUGCAAUGACUGUUUCCACCACAACAAAAACGACAUCCAUCGGAUCAAGCAAUUUCUCAGGAAUCUUUUACCCGUUCGGCUCUGCAGCAGGAGACACAAGCAAUAUUGCUCAAGAUGAUGGAAGCUCGAAUUUGAUUGGCCUGUUGAGUCCAUUUAAGUUCUUUGAGCGUACAUACCGCCAGAUUUAUGUUAAUAAUAAUGGACACCUUACAUUCAACCAAUCUUCAGGGCAAUAUGUCCCAUACUACUUUCCUGCUAAGGGAGGCAAAGAUAUAAUUGCUGGUUUCUGGACUGAUCUUGACAACAGGAGAGGUGUUGUUUCAUAUCAGCAGUACACAAAUGGAAGUGUGCUCACACAUGCCACUCAGGAUAUAAAACAGUAUUUCCCUGAUCUGAGCUUCAAUGCUACUUGGGUAUUUGUUGCAACUUGGGAUAAAGUCGCUUACUGCUGCACCACAAACACAGAAACUUCUUUUCAAGUGAUUUUAAUUUCAGAUGGUAAUUCUUCCUUUAUUCUGAUGAAUUAUGGAGACAUCGCUGGGAGAGAACAAACUAUUGCUGGUUAUGACACAGAAAAGUCCUCACAGUACUUUGUGAUUCCUGGGUCAAACAACGGGAAUGGGAAUGUGAAUCUCAAAUUCUCCAGUAAUGUAAAUGUUACAGGUCGUUGGGCCUUCAGAGUGGACAUUGACCCAAACAACAUCUCAAAAGAAUUUAACACCACGACAAACAUCGGAUCAAGCAAUUUCUCAGGAAUCUUUUACCCGUUCGGCUCUGCAGCAGGAGACACAAGCAAUAUUGCUGAAGAUGAUGGAAGCUCGAAUUUGAUUGGCCUGUUGAGUCCAUUUAAGUUCUUUGAGCGUACAUACCGCCAGAUUUAUGUUAAUAAUAAUGGACACCUUACAUUCAACCAACCUUCAGGGCAAUAUUUCCCAUACUACUUUCCUACUUAUGGAGUCCAAGAUAUCAUUGCUGGUUUCUGGACUGAUCUUGACAACAGGAGAGGUGUUGUUUCAUAUCAGCAGUACACAAAUGGAAGUGUGCUCACACAUGCCACUCAGGAUAUAAAACAGUAUUUCCCUGAUCUGAGCUUCAAUGCUACUUGGGUAUUUGUUGCAACUUGGGAUAAAGUCGCUUACUGCUGCACCACAAACACAGAAACUUCAUUUCAAGUGGUUUUAAUUUCAGCUGGUAAUUCUUCAUUUAUUCUGAUGAAUUAUGGAGACAUCGCUGGGAAAGAACAAACUAUUGCUGGUUAUGACACUGUAUAUUCCUCACACUACUUUGUUAUUCCUGGGUCAAACAACGGGAAUGGGAACGGGAAUCUCACAUUCUCCAGUAAUGUAAAUGUUACAGGUCGUUGGGCCUUCAGAGUGGACAUUAAACCAAGUGUAAACAUCAUCUCAAAAGAAAACGUAAUUGGACUUCAAGUGAAACUCACCUCAUUUUUAAACCUAUCGCACAAUGAAAACAUUAAUCUUGUUUUAGAUCAACUAAAACAGGAGCUGAUCAAAAAUGGUCUGCCGAACAGCACAGAGUUGACAUUAAGAAAAAUUCAAAAGACAAAUCCAUAAUCUGAGUCUCACAGGGAAAUAAAUCAGAGACGUCUUGGACACAACAAAUAAGUUUGCCAUUGAAGAUCGGAUGCCUCAGUGUCUUUUUUAUUAAAACAAUACAUUACAUAAUAUAUAUUCUACAUCAGUUAAUUCUGUUCCUUUAAUUUGAUUUGAUGAUAAAUGAGUGAUGAUAAUUAGUAUAACAACACUGUGAUGUUUUACAAUGUGUUUCAAACUGUGUCUGUCAUUCUAGACCGAGUAUGUGAGUGUGAACGGAGCAGGAAAUGGAGUUGGGUGAUUUUUGACUGGAGCUCAUAAGUUUAGUGCAUUAGUGUUUUCUCUCGCUUCCUGAUCACACUCUGGGAAAUUGCUGUUAAUCCGUUCCACUCACAUACUGUGAUCCAGUUUGUGCAUUACUUGUCGGCAUUCAAAGCUCAAUGCUCUGGAUUCUUUUGGAACUAAUUUCAUUGGCAGAGUAAAAAAAAGUCUAUUAACUAAAUUGCCAAAUUACACAAGUUACUCCAUUAACUUCUUGUUUAAAAAUGGAAACAAACAUAAUUAAACCUGCUCUUCUUCUAAAGCCCAUUUUACUAAUUCAUCCAUCUAUAAAGUACUUACUACGCCUUAGACACACUGAAUAGUCUUAAUAGUGAGAGUUUUUUAACUUCUAGAUGGGAAAACAAAACUUUUGAAUGUUUAUGGUUAAUGGUAUUGUGACAUAAUUGUCCUUAUUGUUGUAACAGAUGAACUUUAACAAGCCAUGGAACAGCUGUUAUGGUAUAUUUUACUUUGUUAACAUUAUGUUUGUAUUGUUGUUUUACUCUUAAUAUGUCAAUAAAAAUAUGUAAUCAAUAAUCAAUAAACAGAUAA